AUGGUGACCACCGGUCUAUUCUUUGGUCUUGGAGAUAUUAUUGCCCAGACUUUGUUCCCGCACACCAUCACCACAACUAAGACAGACAAAAACGGAAACCAAGCUGAACUGGUGGAGGUGAGCAGUUAUACCCCCGACAGAACUAUGAGGGCCAUAAUCUACGGAUCAGUUUUCUUUGCUCCUAUUAGUGUUUUGUGGCAUGGUAAAACGCUCCCCAAGUUGAAAAACCCAUUUAUCAGCAUGGUUAAGAGAAAAAUGAUGGAAACAAAGAGUAAGAAAAGGUUGCAUUUGUAUGAUACCUUGUUCCGUUUGGGUGUGGAUCAGCUAAUUUUUCCUGGAUUGGUUUGGAUUCCUCUUUACAAUACGGUCAUGGUGAUGCUAGCACAGCACGAGGACCCAUUUGGUGUGAUACGGCACAAGUUGGAAAACAAUUGGUGGGCCGUUCUACAGGCUAAUUGGACAGUCUGGCCUGGGUUCCAACUCGUGAAUCUUUACUUUAUUCCAGUGCAUUUGCGAAUAGUUUGUGCAAACGUAUGGUCAACCGGGUGGAAUGCCUUUCUAAGUUUUGUGCACAAUACGAAGGGCCAUGGUAAGGGAAGCGGCAAGAAAUUGGAGGAGUUGGUGGAUAUUGAAGAUGACGAACAAGAGGUUGUGAUGGUUACUGGGUUUUUAUUGGGAGCCGGUGACUGUUCAGCACAGCUAUUAUUCCCCACUUCUCCUGAUCAGCCGUACGACUAUGUGAGAACAUUAAGAGCAGUGAUAUAUGGAGGAAUUAUAUUCGCGCCUUUGGGAGACAAAUGGUACAAGAUUCUCAACACCAAGAUUGUAUGGCGAGGUAAGAACGAGAGGACAAUGUCAACAAUCCUUCGCGUUGCAGUAGAUCAAUUGGUGUUUGCCCCCUUUAUUGGUAUACCAUUGUAUUAUGCCGCAAUGACGGUAUUGGAGAACAGGAAGCCAUACUUGGAGCAUGUAAUAUCCAAAUUUGAAACCAGUUGGUGGGUCACAUUGAAGAGUAAUUGGUUAGUCUGGCCCAUUUUUCAAUGGUUCAAUUUCUAUUUGUUACCGGUGCAUUACAGGUUACUAGCAGUCAACUUAAUCAGCAUUGGAUGGAACACGUAUCUCAGUUACGUGAUGCAUAAUAAGGCAUAG
Messenger RNA from Lodderomyces theae, 1149 nucleotides. RefSeq names its product Mpv17/PMP22 family protein. The transcript is spliced from 2 exons. The record is from RefSeq and is a predicted model, not a curated record. Bases 1 to 1149 code for a protein of 382 amino acids. Gene Ontology annotation, cellular component: membrane; cytoplasm; mitochondrion. NCBI's taxonomy places the organism in Eukaryota, Fungi, Ascomycota, Pichiomycetes, Serinales, Debaryomycetaceae.